Rhodotorula toruloides NP11 is the source of this 1119-nucleotide messenger RNA. Its product is annotated as ribosome biogenesis protein RPF2. Gene Ontology annotation, molecular function: rRNA binding. NCBI's taxonomy places the organism in Eukaryota, Fungi, Basidiomycota, Microbotryomycetes, Sporidiobolales, Sporidiobolaceae. The coding region runs from base 1 to 1119 and encodes 372 amino acids. Gene Ontology annotation, cellular component: nucleolus. The transcript has 3 exons. The record is from RefSeq and is a predicted model, not a curated record. Gene Ontology annotation, biological process: ribosomal large subunit assembly; maturation of LSU-rRNA from tricistronic rRNA transcript (SSU-rRNA, 5.8S rRNA, LSU-rRNA).
AUGGCUACACCGCUCAUCGCACCCGCCAAACCCAGGAACGCCCGCUCGAAGCGCGCGCUCGACGCCAGGGAGCCUCAGCUCGUCGAGAAGAACGCAAAGACGGCCCUCGUCGUCAGGACAAACGGCAUCUCGGAAAAGGUCAAGGUCGCUCUCAGCGAACUCAACCAGCUCAAGAAGCCCCACUCGAUCACCUUCUCCAAGGCGAACGAGGUCCGCCCAUUCGAAGACACUGCGUCGCUCAACUUCUGGGCGUCCAAGAACGAUGCCAGCCUGUUCCUCAUCGGCACGCACACCAAGAAGCGUCCGCACGGGCUAAUCUGGGCGCGGUGUUUUGCGGGAGAAGUGAUGGAGUUGCUCGAAGUCGGGAUCGAGGAGGUCAUGGCCAUGUCGAGCUUCAAGGGCAUCAAGUCCAACACCGGCUCCGUCCCGCUCUUCCACUUUAGCGCCGUCGAACCCCAUUCCAACCUCUGGGACACCCACCCGACCUUUACCCAGUUCAAGAGCCUCCUCCUCGACUUCUUCCGCGGACACGAGCUCGACGGCGUCGCGCUCAAGGGUCUUGAGCGGGUUGUUUCGGUCACGAUUGGCGGGUCAAGCUCGCUCGACGACCAGGCGUCAAAGGAGGGUGUCGCGAGUGCCGUCGUCGGAAAGGGCAAGGCGGCCGUCGAAUCUGUCAUUGGCGCGAUCCGACCAGCGGACGCGAACCAGGCAUGGGACGAAGACAAGUCGCUCCCGGUUGUCCACUUCCGCACCUACACCGUCCACUUCAUGCGUUCUGGCCUGCGCCAACCGCGCGUCGAACUCGCACCCCACGGUCCGCACUUUACGUUCUCGAUGCGGAGGUCGCAGGCGCCGGCGGCGGAGGUCUGGAAGGAGGCUAUGAAGAAGCAGGAGAAGAAGAGUGCGGCGUCGAACAAGAAGAACAAGAAUGUCGACAUCGACGAGAUGGGCGACAAGGUUGGACGCGUCUACCUCAACCCGCAGGACCUCUCCAAGCUGCAAUCCCGCAAGUUCAAGGGUCUCAAGCGCAAGCCAGGCGAGACCGACGAUGCGGAGGAGGGCGGCGACGACGCGGCGGACGAGGAAGGCGAGGGCAGCAGCAAGAGGCGGAGGGCAUGA